CUAGACAUCACUCUCCAAUCAGUGAUGGCUCGUUUUGCAAUAUUUAUGCUUUUGGUUACUAUGUUAGUUUGUGUUGCACCAUGUUUUGAAGCAAGAACACAAUUGAACAACAUGGAUAAGGAGGUCACUAACCUUGCUUCUUCGGCCCCAUACAAAGAAGGUCAUAUUUAUGGCAACUUAAAUACUGGACCUAGUCCUGGAGUCGGACAUUUUGGCCCACCUCCUAGAAUUGGUCAUGUUUAUGGAAAUUUGAAUACUGGACCUAGUCCUGGAGAAGGACAUUCUGGCCCACCUCCUAAAAUUGGUAAUGUUUAUGGAAACUUGAAUACUGGACCUAGUCCUGGAGAAGGACAUUCUGGCCCACCUCCUAAAAUUGGUAAUGUUUAUGGAAAC
Messenger RNA from Solanum lycopersicum (tomato), 393 nucleotides. RefSeq names its product multiple organellar RNA editing factor 8, chloroplastic/mitochondrial. The record is from RefSeq and is a predicted model, not a curated record. Lineage: Eukaryota; Viridiplantae; Streptophyta; Magnoliopsida; Solanales; Solanaceae. Gene Ontology annotation, biological process: cellular response to nitrogen starvation; response to osmotic stress.